This is a messenger RNA of Spea bombifrons (plains spadefoot toad), 1026 nucleotides long. RefSeq names its product LHFPL tetraspan subfamily member 7 (gene LHFPL7). The record is from RefSeq and is a predicted model, not a curated record. NCBI's taxonomy places the organism in Eukaryota, Metazoa, Chordata, Amphibia, Anura, Pelobatidae. Bases 162 to 749 code for a protein of 195 amino acids. Gene Ontology annotation, cellular component: membrane. The transcript has 4 exons.
GGAGUUCCCCAUCAGAUGUAAUAUUUCUCUGCAUACAACAAGAGGGAGAAUAAUAGAAGAGAGAAAGGAAACAGCUUCACUCAGAAUUAAGGCAUGUUUAAGAUUGAUCCACUGCUGAAGGCUACAAAUGACCAUCAGGAUCAGUGAUCACUACCUUCCCAAUGGUAUCGUUUAUGGGAUUUCUCUGGCUGACCCUCUCCCUUACUUUGUCUCUCAUCUCAGGAUUCAGCCUGAUGUCACCAGCUUGGUUUAGAAAUGGUGAUGUUUCUUUUGGUGUUUUUGUACAGUGCCGAGGACCUAUCAAUACCCCAUGCAACCAGACCUGCAUUUUUUAUAAGGCACUGGAAGAAAUCCCUGAUGUUUUCUCCCAGACUGCAGCAGUGAUCCUUUUUGCGGGUUGGCUGCUGCUGGGUUUUGGAGCUGUGUUGGUUUUGUCGUGGACCAUUAUUCCAGCAGGCCUGUGCCAGAGACGAUUAUGCACCCCAGCCCGAUAUGCCCAGACUGCGGCAGUUGCUGUCACGAUUCUGGGCCUUUUGGUGUUCCCGUUUUGUCUCGGCUCUUCGUUUGCUAAGCAGAUCUGCGUCUCCUCCUUCAUAUACAUAAGUGGAGAGUGUUCUCUUGGCUGGGGUUACAUGAUGGCCAUAAUCACAGUGAUGCUAUCUUGCUUCCUUCCCAUUAUUGGCCGGUACAACUUAAAUGAAAUUAAGACCAAGAUACUGAAAUCCAAGAUCGCAAGAAGUAUGGUGUGAAUUAGAAAAUAUGAUAAUAAAGCAAACAAGCUAUCCAUAUCAUAACAUUCCCUUUCACAGGUGCUUUCAAAGAUAAAAAAGGGAAUUUCCUGGCAGUUUGUGUAUUCUCAUUUUUCUGCCAUUUCUCAAUAUUGAGAAGUUCUCUACAAACCAAAAGAAAGUAUUAUUUAUUGGGUAUGCAUUGGACAUCUGUGUAUGGUGGUUGUGGGUUCUACUGGAUUGUUCACUGUAUUACUAUCUUUUUGUGUACAAAAUGACCAUUUUUAAACUGUAACAA